GACAAUGAAAGUGAUCUAUUUAAUAGUUCUGGUAUUUGGUGGAUCAGUUUCCACCAAGGAUCUGAAACACCGUUCCGUGCGAUCGUGCGCGGACGUGAAAUCUUACGAAUCCGGUGUCUACACAAUUCAGCCAAAUGGAUUUGGGAAACCGUUUGAGGUUUAUUGCGACCAAGAGUAUCUUGGUGGUGGUUGGGCUGUCAUCCAGAAUCGUUUCAACGGUACAACCAAUUUCUAUCGUGAUUGGAACUCCUAUGUCAAUGGGUUUGGCGAUUGGCAUGGGGAGUUUUGGUCUGGACUCGAUAGGAUUCACGAGCUAACAUACUCCCAGAAAAAUGAACUGCAUGUGGUGCUGGAGGACUUCAAUGGCGUCAAGGCCGUGGCCAAGUACAGUGACUUCCUAGUGGCAGGUCCAUCGGAUAGCUAUCGGCUGAGAAGUGUAGGAACGUACUCCGGAACUGCUGGAGAUUCACUAAGCUUCUCGCUCAACGGCCCUUUCCAGACCUAUGAUAAGUUUUCAAACACAAAACUGUCUAUAGACUGUCCGGUAGUUUAUGAAGGUGCUUACUGGUAUGGCCUAAAUGGAUGUUUUAAAAGUCACUUGAAUGGAGUGUAUCUAAAGGGUGCUCAAGACUUCCACUGGAAGAUGAUGUGCUGGGAAGGAUUUAAAGGAUCUAAAUACUCGCUGAAGGCUUCACGAAUGAUGAUUCGUCCGAUUUAAAUAGGUCGCCCCUGCAAACCAUACCUACUAUCAAGCGCAAUACCCCUAAAUAUAUACAAUGAUAUUCAAUGUUUACGUGUUCAAUGAUUAGAACAUUGUCUAUUCAAUAUAUUUGAAUCAUUGUGUUCAAUAAUUGGGACAAAUGCAAUUUGGAGUAAAAAGUCUUAAGUGCUGAUUCUAAAACAUAUUUUCGCGAAAAAAUAUAUCUAUUUGAAGCUGAGAAACAAACUUAA
This is a messenger RNA of Uranotaenia lowii, 951 nucleotides long. Its product is annotated as ficolin-1-like. The coding region runs from base 5 to 718 and encodes 237 amino acids. The transcript has 2 exons. Lineage: Eukaryota; Metazoa; Arthropoda; Insecta; Diptera; Culicidae. The record is from RefSeq and is a predicted model, not a curated record.